GGCACUAGACCGCCGCUCGCCGACGCCGCUCCUCCCUCUGCUCCCAGCGCCGCACGCCCCCGCCGCUCCCUCACCCGCCGGCCGCCGCGCAAGAGCCGCAACCCCGUCACGUCUGCCCGCGUGGGAGCCGCGGCCCCGUCAACAUCCACCCGCGCGAGAGCUGCAGCCCCGUGGACGUCCGCCCGCACGGGGACUCUCCGUCUUCGUCUCUCUCCGAGUGUGGGACUGUGCCGGCUUUAACCGCCUCGUAUCUCACACUCCGGGUGUCGACUGCCGAAUUGAUCCCUGAUUCAAUGGAGGCGUCCGAGGCAGCACCGGCGGUGGCGACGGCCGCCGUCAUGGAAGCAGAGGAUGUGAGCGGCGGGAAGGGCAGCUGGUACGUGCUUGGGGAGCGGGCGCUGAUGGUGCCGUACAUGCGGGAGCACGUGCCGCGGUACCACGACUGGAUGCAGGACCCGGCGCUGCUGGAGGCCACCGCGUCGGAGCCUCUCUCCCUCUCGCAGGAGUUUGAGGUCCACCGCUCAUGGACCCUCGAUCCUCUAAAGCACACUUUCAUAUUGUUGGAUAAGGAGUUGAUAGAGGGAGAGUUCGUGCCCGGCAACCCGCACACUGAAGCUAUGGUUGGUGAUGUGAACAUAUAUAUGAAUGACUCUGAUGAUAUGCAGAUCGCGGAGAUAGAGAUCAUGAUAGCUGAACAUAAGAGCCGUGGGAAGGGAAUUGGUCAAGAAGCAAUCUUGCUGAUGAUGGCAUUUGCAGUCGAGAAAUAUGGAAUUCACACAUUCAGGGCAAAAAUUAGUGAAUCAAAUACGGCAUCCCUUAAGCUCUUCAGGAAGUUGGGCUUCAAGGAUGCUUCAUACAGUGCGGUGUUCAAGGAGGUGACUCUGGAGGCACCUACUGACUCACUCCCGUUGAGGUUUCCUCUAACCAUUGGAGACUGGUGACGUCUGACAUGCCCCAAGCUAAUUCCAUGCGGACGACACAAGAAGCUGAUGCUGUUUGUCUGUACUAUCUGACCAAAAUUUACUCGGGAUGAUGAUGUAUGAAAAAAAUUGAAUAAAACAGUUGCACAGUUGUGAUUCAAUUGCAUUACGGCAACAUGGAACAAGUUGCAGCAAUCUGCAGCCAAUAUAUGGUGUUGAAAUCAAACUGCAUAUAUCAUAAUGUUGCUCAUUCAUGAA
This is a messenger RNA of Sorghum bicolor (sorghum), 1178 nucleotides long. RefSeq names its product N-acetyltransferase 9-like protein. Bases 294 to 941 code for a protein of 215 amino acids. The transcript has 6 exons. Gene Ontology annotation, molecular function: N-acetyltransferase activity. Lineage: Eukaryota; Viridiplantae; Streptophyta; Magnoliopsida; Poales; Poaceae. Gene Ontology annotation, biological process: protein acetylation. The record is from RefSeq and is a predicted model, not a curated record.